Messenger RNA from Solanum tuberosum (potato), 1366 nucleotides. RefSeq names its product photosynthetic NDH subunit of lumenal location 4, chloroplastic. Gene Ontology annotation, cellular component: chloroplast. The coding region runs from base 63 to 692 and encodes 209 amino acids. The record is from RefSeq and is a predicted model, not a curated record. Lineage: Eukaryota; Viridiplantae; Streptophyta; Magnoliopsida; Solanales; Solanaceae. Gene Ontology annotation, molecular function: peptidyl-prolyl cis-trans isomerase activity. The transcript has 6 exons.
AACAACCAUUGCCCAUAUAUCCAAAUACAGCCCACAAGUUCCACAUUAAUCAGAUAGCAGAAAUGGCAGUUUCUUCACUAUCCUUUACAUUACCUAAGCUUCAAACCUUCACUCCAAAACCCACCAUUGCAGCAACUUUUAAGGCUUCUUCUUCACAUGAAUCAACUCCUUUUAUCAACCAGAAGCAAAUUUUCCAAAUGGGUGUUGGAAUUUUGGCUGCUUCAAUAGUGGCUUCAGCACCUUUAAAUGCUGAUGCUACCAGAAUUGAAUACUAUGCCACUACUGCUGAACCCACUUGUGAGUUCAAUUUUGUCCGCUCUGGACUUGGGUAUUGUGACAUUGCUGUUGGGUCUGGUGAAGAGGCUCCAUAUAAUAAGCUCGUUAACAUUCACUAUACUGCAAGGUUUGCGGAUGGUAUAGUUUUUGACAGCAGCUAUAAACGUGGUCGAGCCCUUACCAUGCGCCUCGGCAUGGGCAAGGUGAUCAAGGGAUUAGAUCAGGGAAUCUUAGGAGGUGAAGGGGUACCACCAAUGCUAGUUGGUGGCAAACGUAAGCUUCAGAUUCCUCCACAUUUGGCAUAUGGACCAGAACCAGCAGGCUGCUUUUCAGGAGACUGCAACAUUCCUGGAAAUGCAACACUUGUAUAUGACAUCAAAUUCGUUGAAUUAUACUCGGGAAACAGGAAAAUGUGAUAUGAUGGGAAAUCUGAAGCUCAAGCACAACUAGAAUCAUGGUGACUAGUUUGCCUACAAUGAUAAUAGCGAUAAAAAUGUGGAGUGAUUUUAGCUGGCAUUCUGAGGUAAAGUACUGCCAAAUUUUCUGUGACAUUCCAAUUACUCCAUUUCAGAUAUGAAUCCAUGCAAUGAUUUUUAUAUUGGUUCUGGUAAUGUUUCAAGAAUUCUCCCUCGCUAAUAUGGUCAAUAGAAUUAUGAAGUGUUUGUCAAAAGCUGUUCCACAGUGUCUUUUUCCCCAUUAUUCAUGUAGGGCUUUGUGCUGUGGUGCUAAAAGUUCCUUUCUGGAUAGAGAUAUUUGAUUUUCUAACUUUUGGCACCAUAAUUGGCUAGAUCAAGGCAGCAUGUGAGGAAAAUAUAUACCGGUAAAGCAACCGUAUCCAUAUCCUACCUACUGUCCGGAACAUUAAUUUUCAUUUGAAUGGCAUAGCAAGUACUUAUCCUUCUGUGUGUUUCCUCUCAUUUGGCAUGAUAUAUAUGUUUUGAGCUACUUGAAAUCUGUGGGAUUAUAGGGUAAGAAGUUUCAAUAUCCUAUAGGUUGCAUAACUAAUACUUGAAGAUCUUAUGCAGAAAAUAUUGACUUCUCAUUUCUUCAAUGAUGUUGGGGUUUGUUUAAUAUACUGACAUAUUGUUGA